AUGAAUUGUAUGGAUUAGUUGAGAACAUGUAAUCAUGUGGUCAACACUUUAGCAGCGCACUCGACUAUUCUGUAUAUACGGAGAAAAACGGAAAAAGAAAGUGAGAAAGUAGUGGAGAGAAAUUGAAACUACAUCGACAGAGCUGUUAGUGAAGUGGAAGGUUAUAAACAAACCUCAUGGAGUUGCAAGUAAAUGACAAACCUCGCCUCAGAACUAAUGAAAAGAAAUAUGACGUCUGUACCUUUGAAUUUAAAGCAGUAACAUGCUCGUCCGGUGUGAGCUCGUCUAUAUCACAGAAAACAGAUGUCAUAAACCAAAUAGUCAUGCCAUUAGUGUUGUUGAUGACAAUGCCCAAUUUUGUAAUAGUCUUAUGGUACACUGUCAUACAUUGUAAUGGAAGUUAUCUUAAAAUGCUGUCUGUUUUUACCGAGAAGUCUGUCUUCUCUGGUAUGUCUUACAUAUGGAGUAUGGCCAGAAGCCCGUCUCCUGUAAUCAUUUGGUCUCUAGUCUUGUAUGGCGUGUAUGCCCUGGCUAUGAUGAAAUUAUUACCUGGCCAGAUAGUCUUUGGACCUGUAACACCGAAAGGGAAUGUUCCAGUCUAUAAAGACAAUGGCUUCCUAUUUUUUGUUCUAACCAUGAUAUUGUUUUGGACAUUGACUCUACUCCUGCGUCCUUUUGGAAUCUCACCAUCAAUGUAUUACGACAAAUUUGAUGAGAUGAUUGUUGCCUUAAAUGUCUGCAGUUUACUUUUCUGUUUCGCUCUGUACCUCAAAGGAAAACUGGCCCCAUCGACUACUGACUCUGGAUCAUCAGGGAACAUAAUAUUUGAUUACUACUGGGGCAUGGAACUGUAUCCUCGAAUAUUUGGUUUUGAUGUGAAAGUUUUCAUCAUCUGCAGAUUUGGCUUGAUGAUUUGGGCUUUGAUGGUUUGUAUUUACGCCGUGAAAAGUUAUGAGCUUCAUGGGUUUGUUGAUUCAAUUUUUGUUUCGGCAUUGCUGCAGAUUGUUUAUCUGACCAGGUCCUUUUGGUGGGAAGCCGGCUAUCUCGCUACUACAGACAUUAUAGUAGACAGGGCUGGGUUUUAUCUAUGCUGGGGUUGCAUGGUUUACGUACCUGUGCUUUACACGUUAGUUACAUUUUAUCUGGUCACACACCCAGAACAUUUAGGCUUGCCAGUUAGUGCCGUAUUGAUUCUUGCUGGCCUGCUCAGUCUCUAUAUCAAUUAUGAAGCUGACUUACAAAAACAAAAAGUUCGCAAGACAAAUGGAGAGUGUUUGAUUUGGGGACAGAAGCCACACAUCAUUCGUGCCAAGUAUCAGCUAGAGACUGGUGAAACUAAAGAGAAUAUUCUGUUGGCCUCGGGGUGGUGGGCUGUCUCCAGACACCUCCAUUACAUUCCAGAAGUAAUUAUCACAUUAAUGUGGUCUUUUCCCGCAAGGUUUGAGAAUCUUCUGCCUUAUUCUCACAUCUUUUUUCUUCUCAUACUUCUAAUACAUCGAAGUUUUCGAGAUGAUCUAAAGUGUCGUCAAAAAUACGGAACAUACUGGAGGCAGUAUUGUGAGAAAGUACGCUAUAGAAUAGUGCCUCAUUUGUUCUAGAAGAUAAUACCUAAAAACAUAAAUAAGAAAGUAAAGUUGUAUAUUUUCUUUUAUAUUUGAAUUACAUUUGUCAGCAUCAUCGCACAGUUCAACUUUAAUUGGUUCUUCUCUCGCUAAUUGAUUCGUUUGACUGUGCUCCAAGAUCCACCUCCGCAAUACUCUCCACGGCGAUCUACGUGUGCGAUGCUUGGAAGUUUCCACACAGGUCUACAAGAGGCUAAACGUGUCUCAGCAGAGUUGAAUGAGAAAGGUCCUAGAUAUAGUAUACCAAGAUCAUGUCUUCAAUAGAGAAAUCAUUUCCAGCACUCGCCCCUUAAGUUGUGAAAGAACGUCGGUAGAGAUUCACUGAGCAUAUUCUUAGACAAAACACGUUCACCAGAGACAGUCAUAACACGAAAGCAAAAAAGAGGAACGCGAUAACAGCGCCGUCCACGUAUAACAUGGCGUCGCAAUUUAUUAGAAGAACUCAAAUCUAUAAGUACUAGCUGGAAGGAGGCUGUAGGGUUCGCAACUGACCGAUCUCUGUGGAGAGUUCGCCACUGACCGAUC
This is a messenger RNA of Biomphalaria glabrata, 2147 nucleotides long. RefSeq lists its product as uncharacterized. The record is from RefSeq and is a predicted model, not a curated record. Gene Ontology annotation, biological process: brassinosteroid biosynthetic process; sterol biosynthetic process. The coding region runs from base 177 to 1598 and encodes 473 amino acids. Gene Ontology annotation, molecular function: oxidoreductase activity, acting on the CH-CH group of donors, NAD or NADP as acceptor. NCBI's taxonomy places the organism in Eukaryota, Metazoa, Mollusca, Gastropoda, Planorbidae. Gene Ontology annotation, cellular component: endoplasmic reticulum membrane. The transcript has 3 exons.